CACCGUUGGCGACUCCAAUUCAAGCUUUUUCUCACAUUUGCAUUUUGAAUUCUAAGAAGCCUUCUGAUUAUAGAUUAUGAGACUGUUGCCUCACUAAGUCCAUUUCAGUUACAGAGAGAGAGAGAGAGAUAGUGAGAGAAAUGGAGAGGCAGAGGAGUUUCUCUGCCAAGUCCACAAGAGUCUUAGCAUUGAUUAUUACAACAGUCUCUUCCGCCAUUGUUUUCUUAAGUUUCUUCUCCAUUUCCUUAAUCAAAUCCAACUCUUCUCUUUACCCAACGACAGAAGCUAACUUCCAGAUCGCUUUAAGCCCUGCGGGAGCCAUUUCCGAGACUAUCAGCAUCCGUAGCUCCAUCUCCGAUUCUUCAGUUUCUCCUCAGGCAACCCCGUUUCUGAGCCCUACCCAGUUCAGCCCGCCCGAAAACACUUCCGGGUCCGCGAAAGAUCCGGGUUUUGAGCAGAAGACUCGCGGCGAGAGUUUGGUUAAGGAAGAUAAGGUCAUUGCUAACUUAACUUCAGUAGAAGUGAUUCAACUUCCGAGCAACAAUGGUGAAGAGGAAAAGAAGAAGAGAAUCGAAGAGUGUGAUGUUACGAAAGGGAAAUGGGUUUACGACAGUGACUUUCCAUUGUACACAAAUGCGACUUGUCCGUUUAUCGAUGAAGGAUUCGGUUGUCAAAGCAACGGAAGAUUGGAUCUUAAUUACAUGAAAUGGAGAUGGGAGCCUCAUGAUUGCGAUGCUCCAAGGUUCAAUGCUACAAAAAUGCUGGAAAUGAUAAGAGGGAAAAGGCUAGUGUUCGUUGGAGAUUCAAUCAACAGAAACCAGUGGGAAUCUAUGCUAUGUAUGUUGUUUCAAGCUGUUAAAGAUCCCAAGAGAGUCUACGAAACGCACAACCGUAGAAUCACCAAAGAGAAAGGGAAUUACAGCUUCCGUUUCCUGGAUUACAAAUGCACUGUGGAAUUCUACGUUACUCAUUUCUUGGUUCGUGAGGGUAAAGCAAGAAUUGGAAAGAAGCGAAGAGAAACACUUAGAAUCGAUGCUAUGGAUCGAACCUCUUCCAGAUGGAAAGGUGCUAAUAUCUUAGUGUUCAAUACAGCACAUUGGUGGUCUCACUACAAAACCAAAUCCGGGAUCAACUAUUACCAAGAAGGAAACGAUAUCCAUCCAAAGCUUGAUGUAUCGACCGCUUUCAAGAAAGCUUUGCAAACUUGGUCAUCAUGGGUUGACAAAAAUGUCGAUUCAAAGAAAACCCGAGUUUUCUUUAGAAGCGCAGCACCUUCUCAUUUCAGUGGAGGAGAAUGGAACUCAGGAGGUCAUUGUAGAGAAGCCAACAAGCUGUUGAACCAAACCUUCAAACCGAGUUACUCUGGCAAAAACAUGAUUGUUGAGGAAGUACUAAACCAGAUGAAAACACCGGUUACUCUCUUGAACGUUAGCGGUUUAUCUCAGUACAGAAUUGAUGCUCACCCUUCUAUCUUCGGAACAAAACCCGAAAACCGGCGUUCACCACCUGUUCAAGAUUGCAGUCAUUGGUGUCUCCCUGGUGUUCCUGAUACUUGGAACCACUUCCUUUACCUCCAUUUGCUACAUAAACGAUAAAAUACAGUAACAAACUAAAAGCUUUGAAUUACUUCUUCACAACUUUGUUUAUUGUAGGGGUGCUUAAUCUUAAUCUGGUUUAACCACAACCAUCAGAAAACGAAAACCAAAGCUUUUUUUUUUCAUAUUUGACGUACUGUAACAAUAACUAAUUCAGAAGAUAAAUAA
This is a messenger RNA of Eutrema salsugineum, 1763 nucleotides long. RefSeq names its product protein trichome birefringence-like 6. Gene Ontology annotation, molecular function: O-acetyltransferase activity. Gene Ontology annotation, cellular component: Golgi apparatus. The record is from RefSeq and is a predicted model, not a curated record. Bases 141 to 1595 code for a protein of 484 amino acids. Lineage: Eukaryota; Viridiplantae; Streptophyta; Magnoliopsida; Brassicales; Brassicaceae. The transcript has 5 exons.